AUGCCCACGUGCAAAACAGACUGCGUUGAAAAACCUUUAUCAAAAGUCUUUGGAAAAUUCGGAUGGGUUAUUGGCAAAUAUCCAUGGCCCUUCUUUAUUUUCCCGCUAAUUAUAUCUGCAGGUCUGGGUGCAGGAUUUUACUUUCUAGAAGACAGGGAGUCGAACGGUAUCGAAGAUCAGUUCACACCAAAAAAUGGUCCGGCCAAGACAGAGAGACAAUUUGUCAAAGAAUAUUUCCCGCAAACGGAUGAGUUUUCAAGUCUGAGGCUGUACACCGAUGGCACCUAUGCAUCGAUUAUUGCGGUGAGGUCAACAAACAUUCUCACUGAAGAAGCGCUCCAGGAGAUACUCGAUUUAGAUCGUCAAGUUAGAGAGCUCAAAACAGAUGGACAGCGCCCCUUCACUUUCUCUGAUUUGUGCGCAAAGAUGAAUGGAAGUUGCGUCUCCAAUCGCAUAUUAGACAUCAUGAAGUCCUCGAUUCGUGAUGGCAGCCCAAUAAGUUACCCGCUUUACAAAAACGGAACUAGUGGUCCUACAGAAUUCAUAGGAUCAGCUAUCGGUGAUGUGAGUCAGGAUUCCGCCAAAAACAUAGAGAAAGCCCGUGCCAUCAGACUUUUCUAUUACUUAGAAGACAGCAGGAAGACUGAAACUGACGUUUGGCUAAAGAAGUUCAUUGACACCUUCCCAGAGGACAAAACUCCUAGAACGAUCUCUAUUUCGUACUUCACUUCAAUUUCAAGAGAGGAGGAGUUUGACACCAAUUCCAAGACGGUCAUCCCACUCUUUUCUGUCACAUACUUCUUGGCCAUCACUGUCUCAAUAGUUUCCUGUUUGAGGCUGGACUGUGUGCGUAACAAGGUGUGGGUGGCCACCUUUGGGGUGCUGUCUGCUGGCCUGGCCGUGCUCUCCAGCUUUGGACUUCUGCUCUUCUGUGGCAUGCCAUUUGUGAUGACUGUGGCAACAGCUCCCUUUCUUAUUCUUGGUGUUGGUGUGGACGACAUGUUCAUCAUGAUCUCAGCCUGGCAGAAGACAAAAGUGAAGGACAACGUUGAAGAUCGGAUGGAAGAGACGUACAAGGAGGCUGCCGUCUCCAUCACCAUCACCACCCUGACUAAUGUCCUGGCCUUCUAUAUCGGCCUCAUGACAGACUUCGGGUCUGUGCAGUCCUUCUGUAUGUACACGGGCACUGCCCUCCUCUUCUGCUACUUCUACAGCAUCACAUUCUUUGGGGCCUUCAUGGCCUUCAAUGGUCGACGAGAGAAAAGCAACAGACACUUUUUCACAUGCCGGAUUGUUGACCUUCCAGAUGCUAACAAUACAGCCAACGCUUGCUCAGUAGGAGGGGCAUACGAUCCUACGACGGGUACGGAGGAGGACCUGCCAAUGAAUAACUUUUUCAAAAAUCAUUAUGGGCCAUUUAUAACAAAACCCUGGACAAAGGUGUUUGUUGUCCUCAUCUACGCAGGGUAUUUGGCUGGUAGCAUAUAUGGCUGUUUUCAAAUGCAGGAGGGCAUUGAGCUGAAAAAUCUAGCGCCUGAUGAUUCAUAUGUUGCUAGUUACUAUGACAAUGAAAAUGCCUAUUUCACAGAGUACGGGCCCUUUGUCAUGUUGGUUAUUAGAAAUCAAAGCUUUCAGUACUGGGAGCAAAGUGCCCGUGACAGCCUUAGUGUGUGCCUGAAAGAAUUUGAAUCAUCUGAGAUGGUUGCCAAAAACAUGAUCAUAUCUUGGCUUGAGUCUUAUGAGUUAUAUGGAAAUUUAAGUGGCCUCAAUCUAAACAGUGAAAAUGUGUUUAUGAAGAACGUAUCCGAAUUUCUUACUAAAGCAGGUUUCAGUCAGGAUGUAAACAUUACUGACGGCAAAAUACUGGCUUCUAGAUUGUUCAUUCCCACUGUGAACAUCAGUUCAGCAACUGAUGAAAAAGACAUGUUGAACUUCUUCAGGGAGACAGCUGUAGGCCUAACCUGUAAAGACCUUGACGCGUUAGUCUACCACCCUGCUUUCAUUUAUUAUGACCAAUAUGCAGUCAUAGUCAGCAACACGAUACAAAAUAUUGCAGUUGCAACCGUAGUUAUGCUUGUUAUAUCUCUUCUGUUGAUCCCAAGUCCUCUGUCCUCUCUGUGGGUGACAUUUGCCAUUGCUUCAGUUAUAGUAGGUGUGGCUGGUUUCAUGGCUCUGUGGGGUGUCAAUCUAGACUCCAUCUCAAUGAUCAACCUGGUCAUCUGCAUUGGCUUUUCUGUGGAUUUCUCGGCACACAUCUCCUAUGCCUUUGUGUCAAGCAACGAAAGAACGGCCAACAAAAAAGCUGUUGAUGCCGUCUACAAUCUCGGCUAUCCAAUUGUGCAAGGAGCCAUCUCUACCAUUGCUGGUGUUGUUGUCCUUUCGGCAGCCAAGAGUUACAUCUUCAGGACGUUCUUCAAGAUCAUGUUCCUGGUCAUCACGUUUGGUGCGUUCCACGGCAUUGUGUUCAUCCCUGUGUUCCUAACAUUCUUUGGCUGCUGCAGUGACUCAAAGAAUGCCGUUGAUGACAAAGUCCAAAGCCCCCAAAUACAAAGUAGCCUUAAAUCUCUGCAAAAUGCCUUGCCAAUGUAUGCAAAUAUGAUGCAUAGUCCAAAAAGUCCUAAAAGCAUCCAGGGUCAUCCAAACGUUAGCUUUGAUCCUGAUUGCCCCUAAACUUAUGUAGAUGCACUGAAGACCGAUAGCUGCAAAAGCAAAACAUGAUAGGUACAGGGUGAAGGGUUACAUACAUGCUUUUCAACACACACUUUCCAAGUUACAAUGUACAGAGUAAAUUUUACAGUGUUACUUCAACACGUAGAGAGUACUGUGGUAAUCGAAUUUACUCAAGAAAAUUAAAAUAUACUCUCUAAGUGUUGAAGUAGGACUGCAGACUUUGUAUUCCAAGUUAUACAUGUCGUCUGACUAAUAUUUAUUAUUCUCUGUAACUGCUACUUGCAUUUGUCUACAUUGCUUAUGUAUUUUGUUUUUUAGAUGGAUACAUUUGUACAUUAAAGUUGUGAAACUUUGAAUAUUCACUGUUAUUGUUCUGUGUAGCUUUUAUUAUUAUUAUUAGAUUUUACUAUUUACAGAGUAUAGCUUUAACAUGUCAGAACUGCUGGGCCCUCCUGUGGCAGUAAUGACAUGAAAGGGAGACG
Messenger RNA from Engraulis encrasicolus (European anchovy), 3152 nucleotides. It is a transcript of the gene ptchd3a, whose product is annotated as patched domain containing 3a. NCBI's taxonomy places the organism in Eukaryota, Metazoa, Chordata, Actinopteri, Clupeiformes, Engraulidae. The transcript is spliced from 4 exons. Gene Ontology annotation, cellular component: membrane. The coding region runs from base 1 to 2670 and encodes 889 amino acids. The record is from RefSeq and is a predicted model, not a curated record.